UUAGGCUCUGGAUUCAGACACCUCUGGGCUGGGAGCCCAGCUCUGCACCUUGCUAGCUGUGUGAUGUUGGGCAGCUUACUCCACCUCUCUGGGCCCCAGCUCCUGGUAUAACGUGGGGAGCAUUACGGGAGAAAGUGCAAAUGUGCAGGACGAGGCCCAGCCUGCCUGUCUGCACUCCCUCAGGAUGGCAGUUAUUGCUAUUUAUAUGUACCCGCUCCUUGAAGCCCUGUCUGGCAGCCCCCCUAAGUGAGUGUCUGCUCUGUUUCUAGAAAGGAUUGAGGCCAAAGGGGUGAAGCACUGUGUCUAAAGCCCCAGAUGGGGGACUUCCCGGCAGUCCAGUGGUUAGGACUCUGCACUUUCACUGCCAAGGGCUCAGGUUCCAUCCUUCCUCAGGGGAACUGAGCCCGCACAAGCUGCUCAGUUCAGUCAAAAUCAGGAACCAUAGAUGGAGGUGGUGGGAUGCUCCAGGGCCCAAGUGGUCUCCAUGCCCGAGCCCCCACCAUUGUGCCUUCCUUCUCCAAAGUGCAGAGGGCAGAGCUCCCUGGAUGAGGAGGUGUUCCAGCAUUGGACUAGAGGAAGGGGAAGGCCCAGUACUGGUUUGGGGCAGGUUCCCUCUGUCCUCCGCCUUGGCCCGCCCUGCGCAGCACUGGAAUUCCCACAACUCCUGCCACGUGACCCGCUCUGUCCCUGAUGGGACUGUAUGUGGAACAAGGCUGUUUUCCGGGAAACUGUGCUGUGGAGGAGAAGAGCCCGGGUUUCCAGGUCGGGAAAGUCCCGGGUCUGAAGCAAUUCAUCUUGCAUCACCACCAAAAACUGCUGCCAGAAACUGCUGCCAAAAACUGCUGUGGAAAGUCUGACAGGCCUAAUCCCACCCCCUACCCCACCUCCUGCCGCCUCAGUUUCCCUUUUUGCAGGGGUGGAUCACCCUGUCUGCCUUGCAGGGCUGCUGCAGGGGCGAGUUGAAGCCGUGCUGUAUGAGUCACGACUUGGUGUAUUUACUCUUGGGUGGUGGGGCAGGCCCUGUUGUUAUGGGUCACCCCAGUUACCAAGGAGGCCCGUUCCCCUCUGCUCCCCUUUCCCAGCCCUGCCCCACUCCCUUCCUUAGGGUCAGCUGCGUUCUCCUCCACCCGUCCGGGCCUGGCUUCCCCGACAAUCAAGGCGCCGGGGCGGGUGCUGCCUCUCUGGAUGGUGGCGGUGCCCAGUGCCUGGUGAGCUGAGUUCCAGGCUGUUGACCAUGGGGGCAUUUUAAACCUCUCUGAGCUAGUUAUGUGAAAUGAGGAAAAUAGCACCCCUCCUGGAAGGCAGUGGGGAAGUGAUGGGAUGGGCACUCAGGAAGGGCUCAGGAAAUGGAAGCUUCUGUGGUGGUUUCCUCACCCCAGUUGGGGAGCAGGAAGGGUGUGGGUGCAGUGGAGCUGUGAAGCUGGAGUUUCCUGUCUGAGCUGCUAUGUGACCUCAGACAGGCCUGCGCCUCCUUGGGCCACUUGUCCCUCCAACCUGGGAAAGGGCUUGAGGGGGCACUGUGGUUUCUGUAGACCUGAGCCCCCCAAGGUCAUAACUGGUGCCUGGCCCUGCCUGCCUCGUGGUCCCAGCGGGAGCAGCCCUGUUUCUGCUCAUCACAUUCCUCUGGGACCCCAAGCCACAGGAGUCGAGAGAAGAGCCGAGCAGAACGGAGGAUGGGGCUGGGCCGGAUUCCUGCCUCAGCCCAGCCCCUAGCGCCCUGUGACUGUUCUCGACCUCAGUUCUCACUCUGUGCAAUGGACCAGCAGCCGAGCUCUGCCCCCACCCUCAGGGUCCCAGGGGAGGUGGCCCCAGACAGGAGCAAAGAGGCCGGCAAGAAGAAGAAGAAUUGGAAAGACCGGGUCACCAACUUCUUCACCAAAGGGAGGAAGAAGAAGGGUCAGCCCAGCUUAGCAGAGGCUGAGGGUGAGCCUGAGUCCAGUCCACAGCCGCCUGCCCAGGUGCCUACAGUGGAGGAGCUCAAGGCCGACCUGGAGCGCGGGCGGCUGGAGGCGGCGGGGCCGCUGCUGGCGCUGGAGCUGGAGCUGCAGGAGGCCUCGCCGGGCCUCGCGAGCGCGGAGGAGCUGGUGCGGCGCCAGAGCGAGGUGGAGGCGCUGUACGCGCUGCUGCGCGACCAGGUGCUAGGGCUGCUGCGCCGGCCGCUGGAAGCGGCGCCCGAGCGGCUGCGCCAGGCGCUGGCCGUGCUGGCCGAGCAGGAGCGCCGGGACCGCGCGGCGGCGGCGGCGGGGCCCCCGGGGUGCCCGGGGCUGGCGGCCACGCGGCCCCGAGGCUGGCUGCAGCUGUGGCGGGACGGCGUGGCGCAGGCGGCCGCGGAGCGCCUGAGCCGGCGGCCGGCCGCGGACGCCGAGGGCCGCACGGAGGCCGAGCGCGCCUUCCUGCACAUGGGCCGCACCAUGAAGGAGGACCUGGAGGCCGUGGUGGAGCGCCUCAAGCCGCUCUCCCCCGCCGACUUCCGCGUGGUGGCCGCCUACGCCGAGAGCUACCACGCGGAAUUCGCGGCCCAGCUGGCGGCCCUGACGCAGUCGGAGCUGUGCCCGCGAGACACCUACAUGCUGCUGCUCUGGGUGCAGAACCUCUACCCCAACGACAUCCUCAACAGCCCCAAGCUGUCGCCCGAGCUGCAGGGAGUCAGACUGGGGACCCUCCUGCCCCCGACCCAGAUCCGGCUGCUAGAGGCCACGUUCCUCUCCAACGAGGUGGCCAUUGUGAGGAAGUGGAUGGCCCGAGCUCUGGAGCUGGAGUCAGAGCGCUGGACCAAGGAUGAGGCCCCACAGAGGCUGGACGGCCGCUGCCACAGUGAGCUGGCCAUCGACAUCAUCCAGAUCAUUUCCCAGGGCCAGGACAAGGCUGAGAGCAUCACCCUGGACCUGGGCACACAGAUAAAGCCCUUCUUGUUGGAAGAGCUGGCCAGGUUCCUCAGGAGCUACCAGCGCGCCUUUGAUGACUUUCUGGAGCGAUGCAGACAGCUGCGAAAUUACAGGGCCAAUGUCAUCGCUAACAUCAACAACUGCCUCCCUUUCCGGACGUCCGUGGAGCAGCAGUGGCAGACAAGGCCAGACCUCCGGAGCUCCCUGCUGAGGCCCCUGAAUGCGCUCCAGAGCCGUGGCUUUGAUACCCUGCUCCAGAGCCUGUUUGGGGACCUGAAGCCGCUGUUCAAGAGGUUCAUGCAGCCCCGCUGGGAUGCCCCCCAGCAGACCCUGGAGGAAAUCCUCUCCAUCGUGGACAAGAGGAUGCCCGAGUUCUCAGAGCUGCAGGACUGCUUCCAGGAGGAGCUGCUGGAGGCGGUCCACCUGCACCUGGUGAAGGAGUACAUCACCCGCCUCUGCAAGCGGCGCCUGGUCCUCAAGACAGCGGAGCAGCAGCAGCAGCUGGCGGGGCUCGUCCAGGCCAAUGCCCAGCACAUCCAGCAAUUCUGCGCCCAGAAUGGCUCCCGGGCCACCUGGCUGCACCACGCCCUCCCCAUGCUUGCCGAGAUCAUUCGCCUGCAAGACCCCAGUGCCAUCAAGAUCGAGGUGGCCAUGUACGCCAUCUUGUACCCUGACUUCAGCAAAGACCACCUGAGUGCCAUCCUGGCCAUCAAGGGGAACCUGUCCAGCAGUGACACCAAGAGCAUCAGGAGCGUUCUGGACAGCAACACGGGGGCACACGAGCCCUCCAAGGCUCUAUUUUCGCUUAUAAAGGUUGGUUAUCUUUUCCCGUGUCCUAACCUCCUUAGGAGCGCCUGGCGAGCAUGGGACACCACUCUGUUUAGGGGCUGUCAGACCAGCACCAGCGUCACAGCCCCAGGCGGCCCCUCCGGGUGUUGUGCCUUCUGCUGCUGCUGCUGCCCAGGCCUGGCCAAGGAGUGGGCCCCUGAGCCCCUGGAACUGGAACAGCUGUGUCCUGAUGACCCCUCCUGUGGGGCAGGAGCCGUUGAGGGAAGCUCUGUGGAUGAGAGUGGAGCUUGCAUGCCCUGAAGGAGGGGUCAGGAGGGUGUGUGGCUCGGGGACCCAGCUCCGGGAUCACCGCCUGUCCGCGAGGUCCUGCCACACCUGCCUGAGGACCACCCUGCUCAGGCUGGGUCUCCGGCCUCCCCAGCUCCUGAGCAGGCCCAAGCCUCACCCCUCCUGCCUGCUCUGGUCCAGGGCUGUGUCGAGCCGGCCUCAGCCUGAGUAGAGCAGAAGGAAGAGCUGGAGGAGAAAGGGGAAGAUGAGCUCCUGUCUGGGAAGGUGGGGGGGACUCGAAAAGGGCCUGUGGGAGGACAGGGCAAGUGGGGCAAAGCCAGUGUCCGAGCCCCCGACCCCUCUCAUUCCCCUCGGUGUCCCCUGAGGAUGGGCCUGGGAUGGCCAGGACCUGCUGGGUUUUCUCCGGCUCUGCCUCCCCUGACAAGGGGCCGACCCAGGGAUGCCUCUAUGGGUCCUCCCCUGGAAGUCAGGCUGAGGUCGGGGCAGGGCCAUCUUGACCUCUGACCCCUUGGCUCUGGGUCAGUUCCCUGUUGCCAAUAUAACAAACUUCCACAGCUUGGAAGCCUAAAACAAGUACUUGCUUUCAGUUCUGGAGGUCAGCAGUCUGACGUGGGUGUGGUGGGCUGAGGCAGGCGGUUCCUCUGGAAGCUCUGGCAAGGAAGUUCCUUGCUUUUUCCAGUUUUUAGAGGCCAGCCUCCCAAGUUUCUUGGCUCGUGGCCCCCUUCCAUUUCCAAAACCAGCAACGGCCUGUCAAAUCCUUUUUGCAUCUCAGCCUUCUCCUCCUACCUCCCUCCUCCAGUUUAAGGCCCCGGUGGUGACUUUUAACACACCAGACAAUGACCUUUGACCUACCCAGGCACUCCAGGAUCCUCUUCUGAUGUUAAGGUCAGCUGAUUAUUAAUUCCACCUGACAACCUUAAUUCCUCUGCCGUGGAAACUAACAUAGUCAGCGGCCCAGGGAUUCGGAUGUGAGCAUCUUUAUGGGGUGGACAUUAUUUUGCCCAUCACAGCCUUCACCCUGUGGAGUGCCUUAUCCUCCCCAGGAAAGCAAAGGUUCACUCACCCUCCUUGGCCUGGGGCAGUUGAGACGAAGGCGUGACCCACCCCGCCUGUGCCUGCGGGAACGCCCCUCUGUGACUGGGUUUGUAGCCGGCUCUCUUGGACUUGUUCCCCUCUUUCCAGGUACUGUGGCCAGAAAUUGGCCCGUGUAAAUGGUUCACGAAGGCCUUUGUACAUUUGUAGAAGUUUGCAGGUUUGAUGUUAUUAUUGUAUGAUAGUAUGCUUUUGUAUGUUUUUUUAAGAACAAACUCUUGGUUUUCAUAGCUUAAUAUAAAGCUGAUUUCAAAA
This is a messenger RNA of Capra hircus (goat), 5309 nucleotides long. RefSeq names its product tumor necrosis factor alpha-induced protein 2. The record is from RefSeq and is a predicted model, not a curated record. Bases 1674 to 3974 code for a protein of 766 amino acids. Gene Ontology annotation, molecular function: SNARE binding. Lineage: Eukaryota; Metazoa; Chordata; Mammalia; Artiodactyla; Bovidae. Gene Ontology annotation, biological process: exocyst localization; exocytosis. The transcript has 11 exons. Gene Ontology annotation, cellular component: exocyst.